CUGUGUUUAUUUUCGAAUUGGAGUUUCGAAUUUGGCCUACAAUGAAGCCGUUUUUCUGGUGUUAGAACACAAAUAUUCGUUAUUGGAGUUGAUAUGUCGGUUCAUUGAUACGUGCUGCGUAGCUUGAAGGCCCCCAAAAGUGUAGAGAUGGAUGUGGAUGAAGGCCCCAUGUGGCUUCAGGGCCUCCUGGCUGAAGUCCAACUCGACCAGUUCUACACAAAGCUACGCGAUGAUCUUCAGGUGACUCGCUUUGCCCACUUUGAGUAUGUCCGCAGCGAAGAUCUCGAAAAGAUCGGCAUGGGGAAGCCGGCAAUUCGCCGCCUCAUGGAUGCAGUCAAGCGGCAGCGGCAGUCGGUGAAGAAGAAAAGCAUCUUGGAUAAGAUUCUCCCCUCAAAAUCCGACAAAAAAUCUGAUGGGCCAAGUCGUGCGUCUAGCGUUCGAGGAUCGCAUGACCUGGCCAGCUUGACUUGUCUCAUCAAUGAGAAAGACCUGUUCCUGUACGGGAAGCUUGGCGAUGGAUCAUUUGGCGUGGUGAGGAAGGGAGACUGGACGACAAGUUCAGGGAAUAAGGUUCCUGUAGCUGUUAAGAUCCUAAAGAGCGAAGUGUUGAGUAUGCCGGGUGCUUUUGAAGAUUUUGUCAAAGAAGUUAACGCCAUGCACAGCUUAGACCAUCCGAAUCUCAUUCGACUUUAUGGCGCGGUACUCUCGUCUCCCCUGAUGAUGGUGACAGAACUUGCCCCCCUUGGUGCCCUGAUUGACAGAUUAAGAAUGGGCGGCCACAGAUAUUUAAUCUCGACGCUGUGCGAAUACGCGAUUCAGAUUGCUACUGGAAUGUCAUACCUUGAGUCCAAGAGAUUUAUCCAUCGAGAUUUGGCGGCAAGGAAUGUAUUGCUUGCAUCCUCUGAAAAGAUCAAGAUUGGUGACUUUGGCCUCAUGCGUGCCCUCCCAAGUCAGGAAGACCACUACGUCAUGACCGAACACAAGAAGGUCCCGUUUGCUUGGUGUGCACCGGAGAGUUUGAAAUCGCGGCAAUUUUCCCACGCCAGUGACACGUGGAUGUUUGGCGUGACGUUGUGGGAGAUGUUCACGUACGGGGAGGAGCCAUGGGUUGGAUACAAUGGCACACAGAUUUUACACAAAAUCGACCAAGAGGGCGAACGCCUCCAGAAGCCAGAGCACUGUCCCCGCGAUGUCUACCAGUUAGUUUUACAGUGCUGGGCCUAUAAGCCUCAAGAUCGACCAACCUUCGAGGCGCUCAAGGACUUCCUGAAUGAAGUGAGACCGUAUGAAAUGAGGGCUGUGCGGAAAUACGACGAGGAGGGGAAGCUGGUGAUUGAGGAGGGAGAUGUUAUUACUGUCUGUGAUGGAAGGUCUGAGAAUUAUUACUGGAAAGGCCAGAAUAAGAGAACGUACGAGUUUGGUGAAUUUCCACGAAUGCUCGUUGAUCCCCAGCGAAAGAUCUGUGCACGCGAUAUCAGCAAGCCUCUAAAGAAUAGUUUUAUUCACACAGGACAUGGGGACGUGGGUGGAGAGAGUUGGGGUGAUCCUGGCAACAUUGAUGAGGUGUAUCUCCGGAAUCCAAUGGAGCCCCCAGACAUCAGAGGAGAAGAGGACCAGAUCCAACCAUCAAAAAUACCCGACAGGAACAAACGAGCUUACCAAUCCACUGGGACCACGCGGCAGUUUGCCUACAACAAGUUUGAGAACGAACAUGACCAGGAAGACUUGGCACGUUCUGGGAAGCCAAACCUUGCAUUAACCAAGAAGAACUCCCUACCGUGUACGAGUUCGGCUGCGAUGAACAGGGUUCAGGUUUUGCCAAAAGGGACGAAACCUUUGGUCACAGAAGGGUUAUUGAUCGACUUUAGUGAAGACAACAAAUCUAAACGGCGAUUUUCAGAUUCGGCCGCUAAAAAAUCAAACGCAUCCUUACUUGAUGAUUUGGGAUUGGAGAGUCGCGUCCUACCGAGGCCAUUACUACAAGAUCAGCAGACCAGUGAUCCGUUCGAGCUGGCAUCUGAUUUGCGCUCGUAUGCCAGCUCAAAAUCGCAAGUACCCGAUGUUGUGAAGGACAGUCAGACCCCUGCGUUUUAUAUCGGAGAGCUGCAGGAGAAACUCAAACCGACCCCAAGGACAUCAUCCCCCGGUGCCACUUCAACCACUUCUGCUCCCGCGGGGCGAUAUUAUUCCCUGCCGCCUGUUCUGGAGACGAAAGACAAUUGUUCCAGUGUGCAACGCUCAACCAGGCAUAGUGAACCCUUCUAUGAAGAGGUGCCACAGGAAUUGAAUGCGAGAAAACCCCCACUGCAACGAAAUACCAAAGCUUUGGAGUGGUUAGACACUGCGUUUCAUGUGUUAAAUAUGGAUAGGAAGUAUCAAAACCAGGCCCCUCCACCGCCAGUUUCGGAAGUGCAAGGGCGACGCUCAAUAUCUCACGGCUCUGCUGGUAACCGCGUCUCGCUUGACGACACAAGGGGGAAACCCGCGUCUGAAUCAAGUGCCGCGCGAUACGACGAUCACUUCAUCCCCGUAGAGGACAACCAAGAUACAAGUCCAAUUUACGAAAACAUUCACCAAGCGCGGAUGAACAGGAAUUCUGGGAAUCCUGAUUUGAUAGACUUUGGUGUCGCUCUCAAAAAAAGUGCAUCUGAUACGGACUUGACUAACGAUAGCCCACCGCCAAAUUUACCACCGAAAACUUACGCAAAACCGGGUGCUCCAGGCAUGGUGAAGAUGCAUAAACCGACAAUGGGGCAGGCUUCUUUGCUACCGAAGAUCUACCCGGUGAAACAGGAUGGGAAACAAUUGAGUCAUACUCACUACUUCCUUGUUCCUCCACGAGCAUCUCCUGUGACUGCCGCAAUAAAGCCGUUCUCAAUCGACGGACAAUCAAGUUUUGAAUACGAGAAUUUGCUAGGUCAGAAACUUCCAAAACGAACACAAGAUGAUACGUCUUGGAGUGGGAUGACCGGACUGAAGCCGAUUGUCGCGGAGAAACCACCGGAUGUUCACGUACCGGCUGGUGUCAAUCCUGCGUCUAGUAGCCAGAUUCUGCAAAAGAUUUGCGAGGUUAGCGUUAAAGUUCAUGGCGUCACGGACGAAGAAUGUCAAACUGCGCUACAAAAAGUUAAUUGGGACGCUCAGGAAGCGGUGAAAUAUCUUAAAGUUGAACAGUUGUUCCGAUUAGGGUUGACAACACGGGACCGGUGUAAAAAACUCCUCGAUACUCUGAAAUGGGAUUUAGAAUUGGCAGGGUCGGUGAUGUUGGAUGAGUUGAAAGAUCCCGAUUGCAAGAAUUCGAUGGUGUGAUUCUGUAGUGUGUAGCUUUCUUCUGCAAGAUCGAAUUUGGGGAUCAUGUUUUGUUUUGUUUUGUUUUGGACAAUUGUUCAUGGGCAAACUCCAAUAUGGGCCAUUUUCAAAAAGUUCAGCAUAAUAACGGUAAAGACAAACUUUUAAAAAAUUUGUUUCAGUUCAUGUCCUUGAAGGCAUCAUGGGACAAAGUAGGGUCUGCAGAAGGUGACACUCAACCAGCAAUGCUAGAUUUUAAGUACUUUUUCCAAAACCUGAAUUCUAAAUUUUUGGGCAGUGUCUUUACCGUUUUCCAUGUAAUGGUAAAGACAUAACGGUAAAGACUCUGACACAUGACAGUAACGGAUGAGACAUAAUGGUAAAGACUGUGGCACUUGGCAUUAACGGAAGAGACAUAACGGUAAAGAAUUAAGUCAAAGAUGCACUUGAAAUGCAAAACAUAACUUUUUAUUAGUGAAAAUAAAAUCAGCAGUUCAUGUAACUAUCAUAACACAUCUUGGUGCGAAACUAAGGGGCGGCUCAACAUUUUCAACAUCAUCACAUGUAGGCUACUAUAAUAUGUACUGAGAUACUUCUGGGGAGGGGGUGAUUUGACAUGUUUG
Molecule: messenger RNA, 3911 nt
Organism: Lineus longissimus
Lineage: Eukaryota; Metazoa; Nemertea; Pilidiophora; Heteronemertea; Lineidae
Product: activated CDC42 kinase 1-like
Exons: 10
Coding region: 148-3309 (1053 amino acids)
Biological process (GO): protein phosphorylation
Molecular function (GO): protein binding; ATP binding; protein tyrosine kinase activity
Source: RefSeq, a predicted model, not a curated record